Molecule: messenger RNA, 1288 nt
Organism: Misgurnus anguillicaudatus (oriental weatherfish)
Lineage: Eukaryota; Metazoa; Chordata; Actinopteri; Cypriniformes; Cobitidae
Gene: pycr3
Product: pyrroline-5-carboxylate reductase 3
Biological process (GO): L-proline biosynthetic process
Molecular function (GO): pyrroline-5-carboxylate reductase activity
Source: RefSeq, a predicted model, not a curated record
GUCAGUAUCGCUGCUGUAGUUUCAUAUGUCAACGAAGAAGAAAAUAUAGACCAUAUGGACACGAGUUUCCUAUUUAAUAAACAUUAAAGUUGCAGAGAGACCUGACUCAAACUGGUAGAUUAAUAAUGAAUCUAUCACUACAAACCAAUAAAGACGAUCUGAAUGAUUUAAUAUCUCAGUUGAAGAUUGGAUUCAUUGGUGCUGGAAACAUGGCGUAUGGGAUAGCACAGGGCAUCAUCACAUCAGGGAAAGUUUCACCUACUAAUAUGAUUGUUAGUGCUCCAUCCAUGAACAAUCUUCCUCGAUUUCAGGAGAGAGGUGUUUCCAUAACUCAAAGCAAUGAAGAGGUUGUACAGAAGUCCAGCGUGGUUUUCCUUGCCGUCAAACCUCACCUCAUCCCAAAGGUCCUGAAUGAAAUCUCACACGGUGUCACUCAGCAACACAUCAUCGUUUCCAUGGCAGCCGGAGUCACUAUAGCAACACUUGAGGAUCUGUUGCCCGCUGAAACCCACGUGAUUCGUAUAAUGCCAAACUUACCCUGUGUGCUCAUGGAAGGAGCGCUGAUCCUCACUUCUGGCUCAUGCGCUGGAGAGAAGGAGGAGACUUUACUGAAGAACCUCCUCAGUCCGUGUGGAUUGGUGGAGGCGGGGCCUGAGCACUGGAUUGACGCCCACACGGGCUUGAGUGGCAGCGGUGUUGCAUUUGUGUAUGUGUUUGCCGAAGCCCUGGCAGAAGGGGCUGUUAAAAUGGGAAUGCCGAGCGCGUUGGCUCAACGUAUUGCAGCACAGACAAUACUGGGUGCUGGUUUGUUACUGCGUGAUACUGGGAAACUGCCAGCCCAGCUGAAAGCUGAAGUUUGCACGCCCGGAGGAACCACGAUACACGGCCUGCACGAGCUGGAGAAGGGAGGCAUCCGAGCGGCUGUCAUGGGAGCCGUGGAGGCGGCUACUGAAAGAGCCAGAGAACUCGGAAAAAAAUAGAUUUGAAGGUUAUCGAGAAAUGUAAAUGUUUCACUUUUACCAUUACAUAAUAAUUCAGAUUAUAAGAGGAAAGAUUUAUUCACAACCUCUUACAAAUGCUGUACAGUAAUUGUAUUUUGUGAGUCUUAAUGUGUGUUCUUGACAUAAAUCAUCAAAGCCUUGAUAUCAACUUAAAACUUUAAAGAUUUUUUUGUAAUACAUACACAUGGAAUUGUCCAGGAAUAGGAAUUGUUCAGUCCCAAUCUAUUCUAGUCUGAAUAUUGUCAUAAGCAGCCAAGUUGCCUGUUAAUAAAUGCGCUUGUACAGUU